AUCCGCCCACCUCAGCCUCCCAAAGUGCUGGGAUUACAGGUGUCAGCCACCACGCCCGGCCACAAAUUGUUAGUUAUUAUAACUCUCUUUGUAAGUUAAUCAAAAUAUUAACUUACAAAGCAGUCCAUGAGUUUGCUCUAAAGUUAUUAAUGCAUUGCAUACCUUAAAGAUUGUUGUCGAUGUUGUUUUAUGAAAGCUAUUCAGUAAAGAGUUUAUCUGGCUAAAAUAGACCCAAUAGAAAAAUUAAAAAGUAAAUAAGAGUUUAACUAGUAUAUCAGGUGCCAGGAACUUCCCUAGCCCUUAGGUGCAUAACUAGCAUUAUAUAGUGUUUGUGGGAAUCAUGGGUGAGCAUUAAGUACGAUCAGCAAAAAAACUAUGGAUUGAUGGUAAAAUUUAAGAGGAAAAUAAGAGAAAGGAACCAAACUCAGGAAAAGCAAUAUACCUGAAGAGUGAUAAAGUAUCACAUAGUGCCUCACAGACCACUUCCUACAUGUUGAAUAGGAACCUCUUUCUAGUCUUUCUUCAUAAUUCAUUUCACAGCAUGCCAUUUAUUAAGAUUUUUUAAAUGCAACUCAUGAUGAAUAUAAAUUGUGAAAAGUUCAGACUUUGUAACUUUAAAUGUCUACCAGAGCAAGUCAUAGUGAUGGUAAAAUAUAAGUAUUCAACAUCAAACUUUUUCUGUAUUACCAUUCUCCUUUAUAUUCAUUGACAACUUCUGAAUUAGAAAAGUCAGUCUCUGAUGUCUUGUAUCUUCUGCAGUUCAGCCAUUAUUAACAGAAACUCAAAACAUUUGAGGUUCUCAGCUAAAUUUUGAAGCCUGUUAAAUUUGAAGUUGACCUGAAACUUUUGCUCAAAGUGAAUUACCCCUAUUUUAGUUAGGGUUUUUGCCUAUUGCAACUGAUUUUCCUUUAUCCACAGCUAUUCUACGUAAUGUUAUGCAGUGUUUGGUUGAAUCCUUAACACUUUUCUUCCACCUUCCCUGCCUGUAGUUUGUACUUUUUACAGUUUGGGGUUCCUGUGUGGAUUUGAUUUGCCACAUUCCGGGACCUCAUUGCAAGUGAUUCUGUUCCCCAGUUUGAUGAUGUUCAAAGAAGCAGGUAAGUGAGAGCUGGGGCCAGAUAUAAGCAGCAAGUCAGAACUUUUUUAUUUAAAAUUUUUAAAAAAAUUUUUUGAGGGUAAGAAAGAUCUUGCAGUCUUUUAGGACCACUGCCCUAACAACUUCAGAUAGGAUAGCUGUAAGUAGAAAGAAGCUAGGAAUGUGGAAUUGAAUUUCCUGGAUCAGCUGCAAUUACAAGGAGGAUAAGAGAAUUGUUGAGCUGAUUCUUUUCUAUUUUCUUUUCCUAGAAAUAGUAUGUAUUUUUAGUCAUUAACUAAUAUUUUGGUUUUGUUUAAUAUCCCAGAAGCAUUUAUUCCUCUCUUAAACAGAUAAAGUGCUCCUGAUGACACUCUCAGAGAGUUAUCUUACCCUUCUUUCAGGGAAAGUGAAUUUUACAAGUUAAUUCUGCAUGUUUCCCCUACAACUGAUUUCAUUCUGUACCGUUAAAUGGCCAUUUAUUUUCUCCCUUCUACUUAAUCCAAGAUUGGACAUUGUUGAGUUUUGUUUGAACAAUGUUUGUUAUGCUAAAAAAGGACACCGGGCCUGGGGGAACUCAUCCUGUGUCUAGAUCAACAAACAGAACUCCAGAGGGUCCUCUGGUUCCUCCCACUUGGUUGGAAAAGUGCUUACCCUUUCCAAUCAAAUAUUGACUUCUGCACUAAUCCAAAGGGGUUUUUUUCUGAAGCUGUAAACAGAACAGAAAUACUGCCUUGAGUGAGAGAAGUCUAGGAAGCAGUAGGUUUCCUUUUUUGUCAGCCUGCCUGGCCUUUACUUGGCUAACACUUGGGAGUGUUGACAGUCCUGAGCCCUCUUGGCAGAGAACAAAGGUUAGAAAGAAGCCCUCAGGCAGGGGAACAGAUCCCUCUUUGCCUCAUUGGGGAGAAUUCAGCCUUGUCUGUCUGAUUGGCAGGGCACACUUAAUCACUGAGACUCAGCAUUUCAGCAGUUUGCAAAGGAAAGUGAUAUGAACGACAGCUGCAAGUAAGCCACAACCUAGAUCUGAAGAGAUCAAGCACUCAUUUCUCUUGGAGGAAAGAGAGAAGGAAGGAAGCCGAGGACUUAGCAGGGUAUCACUGGACAGGCAAUGGCUCCACGGUCCCGGCGACGAAGGCACAAGAAACCUCCCUCAUCAGUGGCUCCCAUCAUCAUGGCCCCAACCACAAUUGUGACCCCUGUGCCUCUGACCCCCUCAAAACCUGGCCCUAGCAUUGACACACUUGGCUUCUUCUCCUUGGAUGAUAAUGUUCCUGGCCUAUCGCAGCUGAUCCUUCAAAAGCUGAACAUGAAAAGCUAUGAAGAAUAUAAGUUGGUGGUAGAUGGGGGUACCCCUCUAUCAGGCUUUGGAUUUCGAUGUCCUCAAGAAAUGUUCCAGAGGAUGGAAGACACAUUUCGAUUCUGUGCUCACUGUAGAGCACUCCCUAGUGGGCUUUCAGACUCCAAGGUUCUCCGGCACUGUAAGAGGUGCAGAAAUGUCUAUUACUGUGGUCCAGAGUGCCAGAGGUCAGACUGGCCUGCACACAAGAGGGUUUGUCAAGAGCUUCGUCUUGUGGCUGUGGACCGUCUCAUGGAAUGGCUUCUGGUCACAGGUGAUUUUGUCCUACCCUCAGGACCUUGGCCAUGGCCACCUGAAGCUGUACAGGACUGGGACUCCUGGUUUUCUAUGAAGGGGUUACACCUAGAUGCUACAUUGGAUGCUGUGCUAGUUAGUCAUGCCGUGACCACCUUAUGGGCCAGUGUAGGACGGCCAAGGCCAGACCCGGAUGUCCUGCAGGGAUCUUUGAAGCGGCUGCUGACAGAUGUCCUGUCACGGCCCUUGACUAUAGGUCUAGGACUUCGGGCCUUGGGGAUAGAUGUUAGGAGGAUUGGGGGAAGCACAGUGCAUGUGAUUGGUGCUUCCCAUGUGGAGACAUUUCUUACUCGCCCAGGGGACUAUGAUGAGCUUGGUUACAUGUUUCCUGGGCACCUUGGACUCCGUGUGGUCAUGGUGGGUGUAGACGUAGCUACUGGCUUUUCACAGAGCACCUCAACUUCACCCCUGGAACCUGGCACAAUUCAGCUUAGUGCCCACAGGGGCCUCUACCAUGACUUCUGGGAGGAGCAAGUAGAGACCGGGCAGACACACCAUCCAGAUUUGGUGGCGGCAUUCCAUCCAGGUUUCCAUUCCUCUCCAGACUUGAUGGAGGCUUGGCUGCCCACCCUGCUGCUACUUCGUGACUAUAAGAUUCCUACAUUGAUUACUGUUUACAGCCAUCAGGAGUUGGUAUCCUCUUUGCAGAUUCUGGUGGAACUGGAUACACACAUCACUGCCUUUGGGGCUAAUCCUUUCAUGUCCCUCAAACCUGAACAGGUCUAUUCCAACCCCAACAAGCAGCCAGUAUACUGCAGUGCAUACUAUAUCAUGUUUCUUGGAAGCUCCUGUCAGCUGGAUAAUAGGCAAUUAGAAGAGAAAGUGGAUGGUGGGAUUUAAAUAGAUCAUGACUGGACAUCUGGAAAAUUGGGAGGUUGUGAUGAAAUUACCCUGCUAAUGCCAGGUUCUUGCAAACUUUGAAAAACACUGUAUUCUAAACCUCAUUCACUGUUUGGGUAAAAAUUCUAAGCUGAAUGAGAGUUUCUGUAUAACAUAACUGGUUUCUUUCUUUUUUUGAGAUGGAGUCUUGCUCUGUUGCCCAGGCUGGAGUUCAGUGGCGCGAUCUCGGCUCACUGCAGCCUCUGCCUCCUGGGUUCAAGUGGUUUUCCUGCCUCAGCCUCCCUAGUAGCUGGGAUUACAGGUGCACACCACCACACCCGGCUAAUUUUUGUAUUUUUAGUAGAGACAGGAUUUCGCCAUGCUGGCCAGGCUUGUAUCAAACGCUUGACCUCAAGUGAUCUGCCUGCCUCGACCUCCCAAAGUUCUGGGAUUACAGCCAUGAGCCACCAUGCCCAGCCAAUAUAAUUGUUUCUAAGAGUUUAGCCACAGUAGCCUCUAGAGAUAGGAAAUUAGAUUUAGUGGGUGGGAAGAGGCCCUGAUGUUGGUCUUUCCAGAGCUUAUAGUUCCUAACACUUUCCUUUGUAAGGAAGUUUACCUUUUGACUGGAACCAGAUGGCACUGAGGAGAAGAAUGAGAACCACCUUAUUCUUCUGAAAAAGACUUUCUUCUCAUCCAGUAAUUUGGGCUAAAAAAAUGGAAAUGAUGACUUGAAGUGGUGCAAGAAUGGACAAGUCAGGGAAGUCACUGGGAACAUGGAUGAGGUUGUAAACAUUGGUACAGUGUCCUGUUUCCUGGCUUUUUUGAGACAAAUGUCUAAUUUUCCUGUUUUCUCUUGGGGACAUUUGACCCUAGAGUAGCCCUGGUGUUAUAUUUUAGAUAUCCCAAGCUAUAUCAGACUUUACCUGAAUAUACUGGAGUUACUUAUUAUCCCCCAUUCUAUACCCCAAUAAACUCAGUUUGGGGCUUCUUAA
This is a messenger RNA of Symphalangus syndactylus (siamang), 4534 nucleotides long. RefSeq names its product MSS51 mitochondrial translational activator (gene MSS51). The record is from RefSeq and is a predicted model, not a curated record. NCBI's taxonomy places the organism in Eukaryota, Metazoa, Chordata, Mammalia, Primates, Hylobatidae.